Molecule: messenger RNA, 1064 nt
Organism: Conger conger (European conger)
Lineage: Eukaryota; Metazoa; Chordata; Actinopteri; Anguilliformes; Congridae
Product: CMRF35-like molecule 1
Exons: 6
Coding region: 99-731 (210 amino acids)
Source: RefSeq, a predicted model, not a curated record
CAUACACCCAGCCAGAAGCGCAAAGGAUACAGAAAUAGUUCCUGUUUCUCUCAGACACAAGCUCCACUGAAGAACAGAAGCCUUCAGCUCCAAAAGCAAUGAGGUUAGCUUUUGUCUUGUCCUUCCUUACAGGAGCCUACUCUGUAAGUGUAUGGGGACCGGAGAAGGUGAUAAGUCACACCAAAGGAAAUGUAACAGUCCAGUGUAAAUAUGACAAAUCUUACACCGACCAUGUCAAAUACUGGUGCAAAGUCAAUAAGCUGAUUCCAUGUUCUAAACUGGUUAGUACCAGUGAAGAUACUCACAGCAGGAUCACUAUCAGAGAUAAUAAAACAGAGGGCGCAUUUUACAUCACUAUGACGGACCUCACCAAGGAUGAUGAGGGGCAAUACUGCUGUGGAAUCGAAAGAUCAUUUGCCUUGGAUGAACAAGCCUUGGUGCAUGUUCAAGUCAAUGAAGAUGAUACCAGACCUGAUCUCCAUGGGCCUGUGAGUGUAACUGGCAUGGCAUCCAACAGUAAAACAAUCACAGCAGGGAAAACAGAAAAGGGGAAUUGGAUUUCAGCAGAAAAACCAAAAGGAUCAAGAAACCCAAAUAAUCGCCCGAUCCCAGGGGAGUUAAAGCCUGCACCAGAAUGCAAUGGGCACAAGGUAGAAAUACACACCAGACUGGUUGACAAUCCAUCCUAUGACUGUUUUUGCAUCCAAGAUCAAAAGACUCCAGGUGGGUGAGCUUGGCACUUCCUUUAUCCUCCCCGUUGCCAUACCAUGGAGGACCCGUGUCUGACGCCGUGUUCCCUUGGACUCUCAAAACUUAUGUUAGAUAAAGAGUAAAUGCUGGCUCCAAACCAUUUACUUUGUUUGUUACUUUGUUGUGACUAUAUACUAAGCUUAUGUAUAACCCACAAGUUUAGACUGAUGCAUGUCCUUAAUAAAACUAAUCAUGUGCUUGUACUAUUCAAUAAUAAGAGGUAGGGACUGCCCCAGCUCUUCAGUUUGGGGUUGUCCACUUUGCUGUGUGUAAGUGCCUGACUCGUUCUGCUGAAAUAAAUCCCAUCUCUCAUA